GUCAAGUAAACUCAUAAAAUUUUCAAUGGUUUGUUUAGGGAGAGCGCAGAUCUAAGUCAAACACAUGGCUUUCUAGAAAAAUGAGAAAAAUGGCAAGAUGGAUUGCUAGAAGAAAUAGCUGCAAAGUGGGCGUUGUUAUUGUGCCUCCUCCUCUUCAAGAAGAAGAAUUAGAGUCUGAGGGUACGAAUGCAGCAGAAGAGGUGUUUUGUGAAAGCGUUCAGGAUAGGACACCAACUCCGGUCAUAGAGGACAGUUAUGUAUAUUCAGAAGAACUUGAAGAUAAUGGCAUUGAUGAUUCAAUGCAGCGCAUUAUACAUCAAGCAGGUCUUUCAGUGGAAUAUUUUCAUGCUGCAGACCAAAAUCAAGGAUCUUCUUCUUGGAGUGAAGAGACACUAUCUUGGAAGUACGAGGGCAUAAGACGAAGAAGAGAGCUGCGAAAAUGGUCAUGUAAGAGCCUUAGAAUAUAGUUACAUUAAAGGAUGUAUGUCUCAUAUGAAUAUUGGAAGGAGCACAGAAUUUUACCGAACGAUGAGUAGCUUGACCACUCAAAUCUUUUACAUAAGGGGUUCCUACUAACUUUCAUUUUAUAAAUGGAAAACUAAUAAUGCCGCACUUAAUUUUAAAAAUCAUUUUCUUCAAGUUUUCUUAAAAGCGUGAGAGCGUUUGGUCACGGUACCACUCGAACUGAUGCCUUCUUUGUCCCUGGAGGCAUCUUCGUACUUGUGCUGCAACUUUCGUUUGGAAGGAUUUAAAUGAGAUGCAU
Messenger RNA from Rhopilema esculentum, 763 nucleotides. The record is from RefSeq and is a predicted model, not a curated record. NCBI's taxonomy places the organism in Eukaryota, Metazoa, Cnidaria, Scyphozoa, Rhizostomeae, Rhizostomatidae.